GAGGCGGAGUUCCUCAGAGAAAGAGAGACGGACUGAAGGCGGGAGUGGGCUCCGAGAGAACACACAGUUGUAGUUUUAAAGCCCUGCGGCUUAGUGCUUGGAGGAUUAUUACUGCGAUAGUAUUACAGGCUUUGGAGUAUUACAGGGCAGUGGGGAGCAGUCUUGCAGAAUCAGGAGGGCUGUGGGGACGGUAUUGCAGCGUUAGCGGGGCUGUAGGGGCGGAAGGAUGAGCUCAGAGGCCGGGAUGAAGGAUGCUGAGUUGGGCCUGAAGGAGGUUGAGCUGAAUGAGGUGGACCAGGAGAAGGUACCGAUGACAGCGGGCCUGCCUGGGGAUACAAACGGGGCUCUGAAGGGGGAGAAGGGAGAAGUGAGCGGCGGCUCUGGGCUUCGUGUUGGACCGGGCUCCCCCUCCGUGUUCACGGGCCUGAGUAAAGAGGAGUUGCUGGCGGUAGCGAGUAGCCCGGCCUGGGUUCGGAGCCGCUGGCUGCUCCUGGCCCUGUUCUGGCUGGCCUGGCUCGCUAUGUUGGCCGGGGCCGUGCUCAUUAUUGUCCGGGCCCCGCGCUGCCGCCCGCUCCCUGCCGCCCGAUGGUGGCACCGCGGCGGCCUCUACCGCAUCCACAGCCCGGCCUUCCAGGACUCGGAUGGAGACGGCGAGGGGGACCUUGCAGGAGUGAGCCAGAGAAUGGAGGAGAUUGCUGCCCUCAAGGUCAAAGGCAUUAUCAUUGGUCCAAUCCACCAGAAUGUUGCAGACAUGGUCAAUGAGACCAGGCUGAACAAGAUCGAUAGCACAUUUGGCAGCUUGGAACAGAUGCAGAACCUGCUAGAGGUGGCCAAGAGGAAAGGUCUCAAGGUGAUUCUUGAUCUCACUCCCAAUUACAAAGGAAAACAGAAGUGGUUCGGCAUUAACUUCAACAGGACUGAUGGUGGCCAGGAUUUGUUACGGGAGGAGGAGGCAUUUCAGUUUUGGCUGAAGAUGGGUGUGGAUGGUCUGAGCGUCUCUGGGAUCGAGGAGGUUCUGACUUCGGCUCCCCACAGAGUGGCUGAGUGGCAGAACCUCACCAAGAAUUUCUCUGGGGAUGAUGAUCCAAGGAUCUUCAUCACUGGCACAGCCGUUGCUGAACCUGAGGAGAUUCUUCAGCUAAUAAAUCAAUCAGACGCUGACCUUUUCUUCAGUUACUAUCUCCGAAAAACCCUUUUGGCUCUGAGUCCUCCAACUGCAAGGAGUGUUCAGCAAAGGGUGGAGGAAUAUAUCGAGAAAUGUGGAAAGUCCUGGCCAAGCUGGGCGAUUUCAGGUUACGAAGUGGGUCACAUCGCAUCGUCAGUACAGCAACACCUUCAUGGACUGGUCCACAUGAUGCUGUUCACACUUCCUGGGACUCCUUUCAUUUAUUAUGGAGAUGAGAUUGGCCUGAAAGACAGCCAGGGAAAAACCCCAUGGAUGCUGUGGAAUGCUUCAGCAAAUGGAGGCUUCACUUCGAGACAGAGCCUUCGUGAAACCCCAUUGUUAAAUCAAACAGUUCAGGGUCAGAAAUCCCCUUCAUCUCCCCUGUCUCUGUUUAAGAAGCUGAGUUUGUUGAAAAUCAAGGAGCGAUCAUUACAAUUUGGCGAGUUCCAGUCUAUCUACAGCGAGGGAAAUGUCUACGGAUACUCUCGGGUCUGGGACCAAAGUGACCGUUUCCUUGUCCUGCUCAACAUCGACACCCAGUCUGCGGUGGUAUCGCUGGCAGGCAACUCCCUCCCAGCUAGGGCCACUAUCGAGCUGAGCUCGAAGGCUGAUCGGUCAGAGGGAGAAGUCAGUUUGACUGAUCUUCAUCUGGCUGGAGGUGAAGGGCUGCUGUUGAAAUUCGCUUAUGUUGCAUGAGGUGCUGACAGUGAUUACCCCUCUCACUGACCCAGAAUGUAGCGACAGACAUUCAAGAUGGGCUUAAAUUCUCAAUCUUUUACUCGUACAUUCCAUUGUUAACAUGUACUCUGGUUUAAUUGCAUUCCUCAGUGACUACAGUUUCUUUUUCGAGUUCCUUGUGGAACUUGCUCUUGGUGCAGUGGGGCUCAUGGUUAACUCUUGGUUCUUGUCACUCAGGAUUGCAACAGAGACUGACCAAUUGCAACUUGCUGUUGUGUUGCAAACUUUGGUCUGUGUAUUUCACAAGUAAAACCCACACAACUUCCCAAAACAUCACAGUUCCCUUAAAUUUACAUGACACUGUCCUGAACAUGAAUUAAAAUUCUAGAAUCCCUACAGUGUGGAGACAGGCCCUUCAGCUCAACAAGUGCACCCAGACCCAUCCCCCUAUAACCCACCUAAUCUAUAAUUGUGACAGCCUUCGUUACUUGGUGCCUUAACUGUGAGCUAUCUGCCAGUGUUUGUGUUUGGUAACUUUGCAGCUUCCACAUGCACCAAGUUGUGUUUUGUUCUUAAUUAAAUAUUCAGUAUGUGCUGUCUUUUGAUGUUCACUUUUUACUUAGCCUGAUUAACAUUUUUGAAUCUUUUAUAUCUUUCAUUUCAAUAAAGUGUUUUGAAAGAAGA
Messenger RNA from Stegostoma tigrinum, 2527 nucleotides. It is a transcript of the gene slc3a2b, whose product is annotated as solute carrier family 3 member 2b. The coding region runs from base 227 to 1861 and encodes 544 amino acids. The record is from RefSeq and is a predicted model, not a curated record. Gene Ontology annotation, biological process: amino acid transport; carbohydrate metabolic process. NCBI's taxonomy places the organism in Eukaryota, Metazoa, Chordata, Chondrichthyes, Orectolobiformes, Stegostomatidae. The transcript is spliced from 9 exons.